Molecule: messenger RNA, 1089 nt
Organism: Aspergillus fijiensis CBS 313.89
Lineage: Eukaryota; Fungi; Ascomycota; Eurotiomycetes; Eurotiales; Aspergillaceae
Exons: 3
Coding region: 1-1089 (362 amino acids)
Source: RefSeq, a predicted model, not a curated record
AUGUUCCGUCUCAAAAAUCUCCUUGUUUUCCUCCUGGUGUUGUGGUUGUUCAUGCAGACUGCCCUGACAAAGCCCCAGGGUCCCACUUCCACUGAUGUUGCGAACAUCGAUGACAACUUGAACUCGCUCAAGGAUAGCCGUGUUGAAGGAACCCACGCCCAGCCUACUGCCGAGCACGAUGUCCCCUCUGUGCCCGAUGGAGCUGUCCCCGGUGACGACGUCCCUGAGGGCAACGACCAGAGCGGAGUCCUAGGCCUGGGCGGAGGGCUCUUUCCAGUCUCACGUCCUGACACUUGGAGAACUUGUCUGGGCGUUUGUGACUGGAACCACUGGUGCCACUGCGCAAAGACUCGUUGCCGUUGCUGGCAUCGUCAUGCCCCAUGCAAAUGCAUCAACCACUUCAAAUCUCGCGAUGAGUCCGCGGAAGAUGAUGGUCAGAGCGACGUUGCCGGUCUUGAUGCUGUUGACGGUUUGAACACUGCUGAUGAUUCGGAUCCCACUGAUGGUUUGGAUACCCCGGUUGAUCUGAACACCACUGAUGAUUCGGGUUCCAUUGGUGAUCUGGAUCCCACUGAUGAUCUGAACACCACCGAUGACCUGGAAACCCCUGUUGAUCUGAACGCCACUGAUGAUUCGAUCACCACUUCCGGUCUGAACCUCACCGAAGGUCCAAACAACCAGACCCUGAUCAUCAUACCUCCCUUUCCUCCCGUGCAGUGCAAGGGAAUCUGCAACCUGAAGCACAAGUGCUACUGCUCCAAUACUGCUUUGACCCACUGCCGUUGCCCAAGGAUUGGCUUCCCAUGCUCGUGCACACGCUACCUCGAUAGUCCAGCUGCCCGACUGGAAAGCGCGGACUCGAACACCACCUCGACCUCGAACACCACCUCGACCUCGAACACCACCUCGACCUCGAACACCACCUCGACCCUGAACACCACCCCGACUCUGACCAUUCGCGCGGCCUCGGAGACUGAUGAAGAAGGGUCGGACACCAACGAGGGUUCGGACACCAACGAGCAGUUGGAUACCAACGAGGAAGUGGAGAGCACCCCGGUGUCACAUCUCGCUCAAGCGGUAAGCCCCUGA